GUGAGGAUCAUCCAUAUUGCUGCUAGUGGUGGAGAUAAGGUUGUAAUCCUGAGAGGCCCUCGGACACGUUUCUUUAUUUUUCUCUAUGUUUUAAUCCGGCGCUGACUCCCUGCGCUUUAGACUGAAGCUCUUUUGGUCUAGGAGCGACAGAGGAGCGCCACACUCCGCGAAACAACUUCACAUUUCCUCACAUUGGAGGCGAAUUCGGGCCGGGGAGAGGACUGGUAAUCCUGAGGGGGGAAGAAAGACGGUGGUGGGAAAUGGCCACUCAGGUGGAGGCUCUCCUGCCCGGCAACCCGCUCGCUAAACCGGAGGAGCAUGGCAAAGUAAUCCGCGGAGGGCCGGAGGAAGAGGAAGGCGGCCGGGGCGAAGGGGCCAAGAGGCAGGCGGCUGUCGCCGAGCAGGGAAGCAGCAGCACCGGGCAGGGAGGGACUCCCAGUACGGAGCAGCAGCAGACCUCCAAAGCGAGCAAAGUGGGCAGUGACAACGACGACAAGCAAAACGAGGAGGCUGUAAAAAGCGGCAGAAAGGAGUUUACUGAAGCUCCUCCGCCCAAGGUGAACCCGUGGACUAAGAAAAUGAACGCGGUGACUGUGGUCAGCGUCAAUGGACAAGCACACCACGAAUCCACCGGCCCUGCGAAAGUGGUGAGAGCAGGGAACCCACCCAAAGCCAGACGUGGAGGAAAGGUGGGAGAUUUUGGUGACACCAACAGCUGGCCCACCCCAGGGGAGAUUGCAACAAAAGACACUCAGAUGGAGGUAGUGACACGGACCGUGUCCUGCCCGCCGACUGUCAGGCAGGUCAAAGACUCAUGGAGAUCCGCUGCUCCUAAAAGAACGACGGUGAAGAAGGAGUCUAAGGAGAAACGGGAGAGCAUCGAGGAAAGUAAAGAGAACCUGAAAGCAAAGUCGGACGAUUCUGGAGAGGAGAAGAACGGUGAUGAUGACUCCCAGAAGAAUGGACCUAAGAAAAAAGGCAACAAGCAGAAGUGGGUUCCACUGAUGAUUGAGGUGAAAUCUGAGGGUCCCAGAGAGCGUUCAGCCUCCAGGAACAACAGCAGGCAGAAUGAAAACCCACGGCUGCCUCCCAAUGCAAGGAACGACCUCAGAGACUGGCACAGUCAGAAAUAUGAGCGGGAGUGGCGCGACGACCAUGACGAGGUGUCGAGCGUGAAGAGUGAGGGGGCACCAUUCCGUGGCGGGUUUAGAGGUCGUGGACGUGGAAGAGGAAGAGGUCGAGGUCGGGGCAGAGGAAGCGGGAGAGGCCACUACGACUACCACUACGGCUACAAGUCUUACGAUGUGAAGGAUGGACCCUACGGCCAGAAGUUUGGCAACUCUGUGACCUACUACUACGACAACAUGAGCAGCAACGACCUUUACUCAGUCGAUCACGACCUGCUGAAGGACUACAUCAAGAGGCAGAUUGAGUACUACUUCAGCCUGGACAACCUGGAACGUGAUUUCUUCCUGAGGAGGAAGAUGGAUCAGGAGGGCUUCCUACCCAUCGGACUCAUUGCCAGCUUCCACAGGGUCCAGGCACUCACCACAGACAUCAACCUCAUCCUGGAUGCUUUGAAGGACAGCAAGGAGGUGGAGAUUAUUGACAUGAAGAUCCGUCGUAAGGUGGAGCCAGAGAAGUGGCCUCUGCCAGGCCUGACGAUGCCAAACCACACCCACACUGACUUCUCUCAACUCAUUAACUGUCCUGAGUUCGUCCCACGACAGAUGGUCGAGGAGCCUACAGGAUCUCCCAGAGCGUCCACCUCAGUGCAACAACAGACCAAGACUGAACCCGACAUUUCCAACCUCAAGACGAUGCCUAAAGGACUGUCUGCCAGCCUCCCAGACCUGGACUCAGAGUCCUGGAUCGAGGUCAAGAAAAGGCCCCGACCGUCCCCAGCCAGACCCAAGGUCAGCACAGAGAAGCAGCAGAAGGAAAAGGAUGACUCACUUCGCUCCCCAGUGCCCCAGUCCGGCCUCUCGCCCUCUCCUGUUACCCCAGUAAAUAAGGAUGGAGAGCAGGACGAACCAGAGGAGCUGGACUUCAUGUUCGACGAGGAGAUGGAGCAGAUGGAUGGACGGCGCAACACCUUCACCGACUGGUCAGACGAGGAAACAGACGGGGAGAUCGACGACCACGAUGUCAACAAGAUCCUGAUCGUGACGCAGACACCACCGUACCUGAGGAAGCACCCAGGUGGCGACCGCACCGGACACCACACAUCACGGGCCAAGCUGACCAAUGAGCUGGCUAAAGUCAUCAACGACGGCCUCUUCUAUUAUGAGCAGGACCUGUGGGACGACACGUAUGAGCCCGAAUACGCCACCAUUAAGCAAGAGGUGGAGAACUUCAAGAAGGUGCACCUGAUCAGCCGCGAGCAGUUUAACUGCCUGACUCCUGAACCCCCCGUUGACCCCAACCAGGAAGUCCCCCCAGGCCCUCCACGGCCACAACAGAUCCCCACAGACGCUUUGGCCAACAAACUGUUUGGUGCCCCUGAACCUUCCUCGACAGCCCGCUCACUCCCAACUACUGUGCCUGACUCGCCCAAUUACCGCAGUGCCCGCACGCCCCGCACGCCACGCACACCUCACCGGAAAGACGCGACCAUGACGCCGCGGUUUUACCCUGUGGUGAAGGAAAGUCGACCAGUCGACGCCAAGACCCCCAGGAAGAGAAAGACCAGACACAGCUCCAACCCGCCCAUGGAGUGUCAUGUUGGCUGGGUGAUGGACUCCAGAGAGCAUCGCUCCCGCACUGCCUCUGUCAGCUCCAACGCCAGCCCCUCAGAGGGCACCCCUGCACUGGGUAACAUCGGCUGCACACCCCAGUCCCUCCCCAAGUUCCAGCACCCAUCCCACGAGCUGCUCAAGGAGAACGGCUUCACGCAACAUGUUUACCACAAGUAUCGCCGGCGCUGCCUAAACGAGCGGAAACGGCUGGGAAUCGGCCAAUCGCAGGAGAUGAACACACUGUUCCGUUUCUGGUCAUUUUUCCUGAGGGAUCACUUCAACAGGAAGAUGUACGAAGAGUUCAGACAGCUAGUGGUGGAGGACGGCAAAGAAGGAUACAGGUACGGUUUGGAGUGUCUGUUCAGGUACUACAGCUACGGUUUAGAGAAGAAGUUCAGACCAGAUAUUUUCAAGGACUUCCAGGAGGAGACUAUGAAGGACUAUGAAUCUGGCCAGCUGUACGGACUCGAGAAGUUCUGGGCGUUCCUUAAAUACUCCAAAGCCAAGACUUUGGAGAUCGACCCCAAGCUGCAGGAGUGCCUGAGCAAGUUCAAGCGCCUGGAGGAUUUCAGAAUUGAUCCACCGAUGGAGGAAGGCCGCAGACGACACUCCUCCAGCGGGGACGGUGGCCGUCGCCGACACCCAUCUCAAAACUCUGGCCGCCCCCAGAGCCAGGCCUCCUCAGGCCCCAGCCACGCCCCCACCGCCACCAAGGAUGAUGCCAAACCCUCCUCCCAGAAAAGCGCCUCCGCUGUUGCUGCUGCUCCUCACCCCGCACCAGACGCCAAGACACUGAAGUAGCUCCACACGCCAACGCAGCUACGGAUCAAAUCAAAUCACGUCUGCAAGUCACCACCACCACUGGUUUUCCACGGGUGCAGGGGGGAGGGGGCUGCAUUGACUUUUUUUUUUUUUUUCCAUUCAACAGCAGCAAGAAGCAAGUUUUUUUUUUUUUUUUUUUUUUCAAGUAUUUGGAAGACUUUUUUUGUUUUUUGGGUCUAUGAGGCAAACAUCAAAUAUAUGAAAAGGGUGUCAUUGUUUUAAAACCCACAGGAUAGAGAUGGUCAUUCUGGAUUUUCUUUUAGGUAUUUAAUAUAUUUUUGUUACUGUGCUGACCCCUUCCCCCCCCCUUUACCAGGCCCCCUCUUUGAGCUGGAUGAACAAUCGAUUCCUCGCCCUAGCCUUUCAGAUUAGUAUGAUUUCAUCGGCACAUGGUGGAAUUGGAGCAAGUCUGUAAAGCCUCGCCUUUACAUCCAAACGGACCAAAAGUGGUUUGAACUGAGCGACGGAGAUUUCUGAGAUAUCUGCAGAACCCCCUCACCCCCCUUCCCCCUGAAAAAUUUAAAAUUUACUUAACAGCGGGACACUAAGGGGGGAUAAAAAAAAAAAAAACAGAACCAAAUGUGUGGAGAGAAAAAGACCUCAGUAUGGACACUAUCAUUAAAAGUUGCCUUAUUUUAAUGGUUGUACUGCUUCGAACAUGUGCCCGCCACCUUAUUGUACAGCAUUGAAAUCACAACAUUAUAUAUAUCCAGUCACAGAGGCCGCUAGGUGGCGCUGCGUCUGCCAAAACUGUUCUCACAACUCCGCCCCCUUCCAUCACCUUUACUCCCGUCUUCCAAGCGGCAUCCGGUCUGUUACAAGUCCAGUGAUUCUUCCCUUCAUCCCUGUGUUUUUGCAAGUUGUGGCUUUUUGUGCUAAAACGCUGGAAUUUCAUCACCUCACCCCCAGCUAAAACAAACAAAAAACAAAAACACUCAAAGGGGGCAGAGAGUCGGGAAGGGAGCGAACUCCUCUUGACUUAUGUUGCCCCCUCCCCCCCUCCACCUUCCGCUCAUCCAUCCGAUCGACAUCCAUCCAAACGUCAGACAUCACUCAGUGACGUCACGCAGGACUGGAAUCAUCAAAUCUGGAUUAACUUGAAGAGCGAUGGUUUGUUCGAGGAGGACGAGCCGUCGCCCUCUUUGUCGCAAGGUGCUCUCUGGGUGGAAACGGGGGCCGUAGCUGGAUAGGGAGGGGUUUGUUGGACAUUAUGGUGAAGGCCAACCCCUCCCCCUGCACACACACACACACACACACACACACACACACACACACACACACACACAUCUGCUGAAGCACCUUUUCCAACACACUUUUUGUGUGUCGGUGUGGGUGGACUCGAUGGAAAACACAAGCGGCACACAGCUCGACGUCUCACCUCGCUGUGGACGAAUCCGUUCAGGAUCGCUUGCUUCCGUUUCUCUCCCUGUAACUCUAAUAAUCUCGUGGAUCUUUGUCUGCCUCAACGAUAUCAAGUAGAAGAGGAAUGGAUUUUUCCUCCACUAAUGUAAAUGUGAAUUUGACAGAUGAAGAGAAUUGAUUUCAACUCCCUGUUCCUGCUUGUUUUACUGUUCAUAGGACAGAUUAUAAAUUUGCCUUACAUAUGUAUGUAUUCUUUAACCUUUUUUUUUUAAUGGUCUCAUGAUUAUCUGUUAAUGCUUUUUAAUUUCCAUUUGCAGUGUUUCUAGCAUUGUUAUUGUUAUGGUGGUCGGUGGGGUGGGAUCAUCUGUCACGGUGUUGUCAGAAACAAAAACCACAUUUGUGGAAUUUUCACGAAUCGGGAACAUUGUUCACAACACAAAAGGGAAUGUUUGACAUCAGGGUUUUCAGUUGGAAUCACAAUAAUUUACUACACUUUUUUUUUUUUUUUGGACUAAAGAUAUUUGCCAAGAAACACAAAUGUGAGUUGAACUAAUUCUAAAUGAAACGUUCUGCCAGUUAAAGAGUGUUCAUAGUUUGGGAAUAAAUUCUACUUUAACACCAAGAUAAAAUAUCCUUCAGUCUUAAUACAUUUGUGGAUAUUCUGUAGCUUCCAUAAAAAUUUUCUCUCUGGAUUGAAGAACUCUUGCUGUCAAACAGUUUAAUCACAUCUCAUUGAAAGUUGUCAAAUGAAUAGGCUCAAGAAAAUGCCUAAAAUGUAUCUUUCUUGGUCCAUUUUUUUUUUUUUUGUAAAACUCAGCAGGUGGAUGUUGAACAGUCCUGUCAGUGUUUUUUUUCUUCCUUAGAAUGGAUGGGGAAAAAUGUUUGCAAAGCUGUAACUGCUCUUUUUUUCCCCUUUUAUGUCUUGUUGGUUUCACUUCAGGGAGAUCUGGGUCAAUUUCAGAGGUUGAUGUAAUCAAUUGUUUACGAGGUUAAAAGACAAAAAAACACGAGCUACAGAAUAUAUAGAAGAAGAUUCCCCACAGCAGUGACUGGUUUGAGGAGCUGCUGUGGGGCUGCGGAUACAGCAGAUGGCCACCAGGGGGCCCUCUUCCAGUCUCCCCUCCCAAAUGUGAUGAUCAUCUGCUUCUCCCUUGGCUUUGGGGAGGUUUUUGGGUGGUUUGGGAGUUUUCAAAAAGCACCAGAACUGCUGCUAGCUCUCCAAACAAACUCUAGAGGGCGCUGCUGCACCCUGCGCUCUGUCAGUUUGACACGGACUAUCCAGGCCUGAAGGCCGGACAGAUGAACGACGGAUGUGGAAAAGGAAAAAAAGAACCCAACUGGGGUUUGUGAUGCCGCUCUGAGGUUAAUAUGGCUGGUUCUGAUGUCUGGAGACUGAAAUA
Messenger RNA from Sphaeramia orbicularis (orbiculate cardinalfish), 6322 nucleotides. It is a transcript of the gene larp1, whose product is annotated as La ribonucleoprotein 1, translational regulator. The record is from RefSeq and is a predicted model, not a curated record. NCBI's taxonomy places the organism in Eukaryota, Metazoa, Chordata, Actinopteri, Kurtiformes, Apogonidae. The transcript is spliced from 21 exons. The coding region runs from base 261 to 3539 and encodes 1092 amino acids. Gene Ontology annotation, molecular function: RNA cap binding. Gene Ontology annotation, biological process: positive regulation of translation; mRNA stabilization. Gene Ontology annotation, cellular component: cytosol; cytoplasmic stress granule.